ACAAACAGACUUGGCUAUAACAGACUCAGUAAAUUUUUAUGAUGUUCAACUACCUGGUCUUUGUUAGCGUAUUUUGUGUAGCAGUUAGAUUUGCUGAAGGAACAUGUACUAAGGGAGCCAUCAGAUAUGAUCCAGAAUACAACAGUACAGUUGUACAGAUUUGUUUUAAUAAUAGAUGGGGAUAUAUCUGUGCAAACAGUGAUGAAAGAGACAGGCAAAGAAUAGCUAAUGUAAUCUGUCAGCAGAUGGGAUAUUCUAGACACUUUAAUACUGGUAUCCAUGGUGUCACUCAGAUUAAAAUAAAUCCUGCUCCUAAACCUGGUUUUAUAAGAUGGCUUCAUUGCUCAGAUAAACCAAUUCCACAGCAAAACAUUUUAGAUUGUUCACAUGAAGUUUAUGAGUCAGCUUAUUCUGAUCCCGUUUGUUCCGCAAACUACAACCUGAACAACAACUACUAUAUUGCUGCUAGCAAUUGCAUCAAUACCUCAGUCUGUCAAAAUGGACAAAUACAAUUACUUGAUACUAAUGCUGUAUUGCUGUGUGUAAAUGGAGAGUGGCAUGCAUUAUGUAGUACAACAUGGUCCUAUACUCAAGCACAAGUUGUAUGUAGACAACUAGGAAAGAAUGCAAUAGGAGCUAUCACAGCCCCAGUGCCGGCCAAUUAUUCAGUAUUACCAGCUAAUUUUGAAUGUCAUGGAAAUGAAAAGUUUCUUUUCAACUGUUCAGAUUCAGACAGCCGGCCAUCGUACUCAAACAUUUGUGAAAAUUCUACUGUAGCUGGCGUUAUGUGUCAAGAUUUGCCUGGUCCUCCUUCAAAUCUUACUAUCAGUAGCCAACAGUCAGAUAUUAUGUUACAUUGGGAAUACACUGAUGAUGCUAAUGGUGUGUCCAAUUUCAGUGUUUACUGUAAACAUAAUGUGACUGUUGAUCCUCAACUGCACUUGAUUAUUAAAACUGAACUAAGCUUACUGACAAAGAACAACAGUGCAACACUCAUUGGUUUAUUAGCCAAUACUGUGUACACAUGCUGUGUGUCUGCUGUAUUCCCUUAUAUGGAGACUGAAUCAACAUGCAUUAAUGUAUCAAAAGCUAGUGCCACACCAUCAUCAUCAAAUGGAGCUAUCUCAUGGAUUGGUGGAAUAUUCAUUGGUAUUAUUAUCAGUACAGUGUUUGUUAUUAUCUUAUUGUUGAUUGUCAAAAUUGUCAUUACAAGAAAAAGUAAAAACAAACAAUUAAAACCCAACAAUAGGUCAUCAAUACAAAAUGAUAAUGGUCAAAAUGUAAUUGGAGUUUAUUCUGAACUGUCGCAGAAUCAUUUUGAGCCUUUUUCUAAUAGGAGGGAUCCUGCAAUUCCUGCUGCUAAUGAUUAUGAGAGUCCUGUUGAUGUAAAUAGAAUUACUGUUAAUGAUGAUCCAGUUUAUUCACUGGCUGAAACUGAGGAAGAAAUUGGUAACUAUGACAAGUUACAAAGGAAUUAACUGUGGCAUUAGUUUUUAAUGUUAAAGUGUAUUUCAGUGUUAUUACCAUUAUUGUACAUUUUAUACACAUGUGA
This is a messenger RNA of Amphimedon queenslandica, 1552 nucleotides long. RefSeq lists its product as uncharacterized. Gene Ontology annotation, molecular function: protein binding. The transcript is spliced from 6 exons. Bases 39 to 1478 code for a protein of 479 amino acids. The record is from RefSeq and is a predicted model, not a curated record. Gene Ontology annotation, cellular component: membrane. NCBI's taxonomy places the organism in Eukaryota, Metazoa, Porifera, Demospongiae, Haplosclerida, Niphatidae.